AUGACUUUAAUUAAAUGUAUUCAAUCAUUUGGUAAUAUUACAUAUAAUAGUAAUGGUAGAAAUUCAAGUACUAGCAAAUCUGAUAUUUGCACUGACUCAUCAGCCAAAGGAAAUGAAGAUAAAAAUAAGAGUUGUUAUGUAAUUACCGAUUCACAAACCCCACAUUGUUCAAUUCCUGCAAACGACUGUAUUUCUUGUGGAACUGGUUUUACUCCAAAUCAUAAUUUUCACAUAAUAAAUAAUAACAAACAAAAAUUAAUAAAUUGUUUAAAAAACUAUAGCAAAAAAUCAUUUUAUUUAACUAUUAAAGAGAAGAUAAUAAAGUAUUUAGAAAUAAUUAAAAAAGAUAAAGCGUUUUAUUAUAAAUUAAAAGAAAUUAAUGAAAUAAUUUUAGAACCAAAGUUAUUAUUUUCAACAGACCAGAAUGACAGAGUAUCUUUUUUCGAUGACCCAGCAGAGAGCCAUGAAUUAUUUGAACCAUAUAAAUUUAGAAUUCAAAAAUUCAUCGAUUUUAAAGAAGAUUUAGAUAAAAAUAAACAUGUAUAUUUAAUCAAUCUAUUCGAACAAUUAAUAAAAGGUUACAAAGAAGAAAUGCAAUGUUUUAUUCAAAAUGCAAUUAUCAAUAAACUAUCAAAAAAGAGAAUGAACAUGUACAAUAAUGAUGUAUAUUUGGUCAGUGAAGAUUUAGAGUUCAAAGAAAUUAGUUUAAACAUCGCUUAUGAACUCUCUUGUUACCAUCAAACUGAAUUAGAUUAUGUCAGAACGAAUCCAACUGGUAAUAGUAUAGGAAAGAAAAUAGGUGAAUGCUAUGUUAAAGUAGACAGUGGUGAUACUUUAUUAGCUCCAGCAAAUGAAGAUGCCGUAUAUAAAUUGUGUUGUAGUUUAUUUGGUACCGACCAGGAAAUAGUUAUGCCUACCGGGUUAUUGAUUUUAAGUAAAGUUCCAAUUUUACCAGCAAAUUUAAGGGACUCUCCUCAAAGAAAGAAAAUGGCCGAAAUUAAAAAAGAUCAAGGUUAUCAAUCAAAUAAAGAGGUGUUUAUCUUUGAUCCACAGUUGAAGCAGGAAGUUAAAGAUGCCAUGAAAGAAGUAAGAACUUUAUCAAUUCAAGCAAGUUUAUAUAAAAAUGGACCUACUCUUUUUAAGUUUUUAGAGGGUAUUCAAAAUAGCCCAGAUUACGAAACCAAACUAUUAUCAACAAUAGAUUUAUAUAACUAUAGUUGCCAUAUCUUUUCAAGCCUUCUGUUAUUACAUGAAGACUACAAAGCAGAUAAUUUAAUUGUUGAUUUGGAAACUGGCAAAAUUGUUGGAAUAGAUAAUGACCAUUGCUUAGAAAACGACGAGAUGAAAAAAGAAAAGAAUUCAAAUGGCUAUUUAAUAACAAUAAGAAAUAUUUUAUAUCUAUUAGAGCCAUUAAUGAAUAAGCCUGUAAAUAAAAAAGCAAGAGAUCAAUUCAUCAGCAAGCAACCACAUCAUCUUAUAUUGGAUUGGUUACUACACUUAUUUAAACAAGAAAAUAUGUACACCCAGCUAAUAGAAAUGUCAUUGUUUACAAAUGGCUUAGAGUUUCCAAACGAGCAAACUAUAGAACAAACUUGCCAAAGUUUAAGGUUACCAAUCAAGUUUCAAAAAGGAUUUAUAGAUUCACUAUUGAAAAGGUUUAUCAAAAUUAAAAAUCUUUUAACAAAUAACCCAAAUAUAACCCAUCAACAGCUUUUUAAAGAAAUUCACCCAUUUGCAUCAGUUUAUUAUGAAGCUGUCAAAAAAUGUUACAAUACUCCACUAACCCAAAUUGCAUCAAUGUACCCACAUUGUUUCGAUGAAAAGGUUCAGCAAUACCUCAAAGAUAAUUCAAUAGUUUAUAAAGAUUUUUUUUCCAAUCUAUCAAAGCACCAAUUCAUUCAGUCUGAACGAUCCAUUUCAAUUUUGGACUCAAUUUAUGAUUUUAUAUAUAACAUAGAUGUAUGUUUAGAUUUGCUAGAGUCUUUAAAUGAAACAGCCUUUUCAGCAAUUGUCAAAAUUAUAACUUAUUUAUAUAAAGAUUUUUCAAUAGAAUUGCAAUUAAAUAAUUCCUGGGUCCUAUAUAUUCAAAAAACCUUGAAGAUUUUAAUGACACAAAAUGAAACAGAAAAGACAAUCAAGGCUUUAAUUUCAAUACUAAGAAUUAAAAAUCUUGACCAAAAUGUAUUGGGGGAGGAAAGUUCAAUCAUCAAUAUUGUUUUGACUCUACCAAUUAGUUUUGAAAAUAAAAUAAAAUAUAUAAAACUUCUUGCUAGUUUUGGUUCAAGUUUAAAUAUAGUCGAAAGGUCGAAUUCAUGUUUAGAUUUAGCUGUCACAUGUAGUCAAAAUAAAAAUGAUUCAAUCAAUCUUUUUAGAACUUUAAUAGAAUUGGGAGCAGGCAAAUUUUGCAAAGAUCAAAUAAUACUCGAUUUUUAUGGUUCAUUAACAAGAGAAGACAAAUUAGACCUUAUGGAAACAAUAGAAACUCUUUUAAAAGUCAAUCGAAAGAUUGUUUGGUUAUUAUCAUUAAACCAUUUAUUUCCAUUACUUUUAUCUGGUAGUUAUGUUGACCCAAAUAGAAUAUUACGUACAACAACUAAAGGAGAUAGAAUUAUAAACAAUGAUCAAUGGGAUCAAAUAUUUGAUUCAAAUAAUAUCCCAAUAAAAAAGAAUGAAUAUGGAACAAGAUCGGUGCCGUUUAUUGAAGACUGUGGCCAUAGAAUUUAUUUAAAGUUGGAACCUCAAUUUCCUGGGUCAGAAUUAGCAGUUUUUACAUUGGGUCAAAGAUUGUUCGGAUAUUGCUCCCCAUUUUCAGAGUUAUCAUUUGUUAAUGGUAUGGUUGUUUUAUUAAGUCAAGAGAUCAAGGGUGAUGUCCUCAUUGAUUUUAUUAAAAAAGAUUCAAAAAAACUUUCUUUAAUUAAUCCAAAAAGUAUUUCAAGGUUAUUGGUAUUAGAAAUUUUAAUCAACAAUGGUGAUGGUAAUCUGGCAAACUACAUAGUUCCAAAUAGUGAUGAAGAGAUUGGUUCUUAUGAUAUUUAUUCAAUUGAUAAUGAAUUAGCAUUCAUGCCACCAUUUGCUCAAGAAAUUAAAAAGGGUAGAAUUUUUCCAAAUAUAUAUUUAUCAUUACAGGUACAAACAAGUUUAUUGCUCUUUGAACAAAUGUUUAAUUUUAUAAAUCAAGACGUUGUAAAGGAAUUAUUAAAGAAGGAUUUGAUUUUUGAAUUAAAAGAAUGGGUUAAAGAUUUAUUGGUUUAUCACGAUAAAUGGACCAUUUUUUUUUCAAAUAAAUAUAUUAUCGAAAAUAGAAAAAAUAGUGAUUCAUCUAUUAUUGGAAUACAUUUUGUUCCAGGUCAAUUAAAGAACUUAUAUUCAAAGUUAGUUCGACUUCAAAAAUUGAUAGCAAAGCCAAUUACCCACUUCAAAUUAUUAGAAUCAUUGGAGCCGAUGGUUGCAAAAAGAUAUAAAGAAAUUUUUAAACAAUCACCAGAAUGUUAUUCAGUUUAUAUAAGGUCUCAAAUAUUAAAGAAUUCAAAAGAAGAAAGUUGUUUAACAUCUUCAUCUUUUUUAACAGAGCAUGUAUUAGAGUCAAGAGAUGUUCCAAAUGCAGAAAGAAUCAGACAAGAGUUAAAAAAUGGAAGAUACGGUCCAGAACAAGCAUUAUAUGAAAUUGUAGAAAUAGAAGGUCAGUUUUCAAGUUUUAAUGAAAUUUAUGAAAUAUUACAAAAAUUUGAUGGUAAUCCUAAGCAACAAAAGAACAACCCAUAUAUUGGAUAUAUUAGUGAUGCAAAAUUAGAGUUGGCUUUAAAAGAAUCAAAUCUCGAAAAAUUAACAAGUUUACAAGAACAACAUUUGUUUAAAUUAUUAGAAGGCAAACAAUUGCUCAAAAUAAUUUUAAGAAGCAGCAAAGAGUUAUCAAAUAAAUAUUUAAACGCUUUAAGCUUCAAUAAUGUAACAAUUUUAAACUUUUCAAAUUCUCAAAAUUUAGAAUCAAUUUCAAAAGGUAAAAUUAUAAAGUCGCAAAUCGAAAUGCCACUUUUAAAGAAGCUAAAGCUAAAUAAUUGCCCAAAGCUUACAGAACUAAUGAUAGUUUCAAAUAGCCUGACUCAUAUUUUUGCAAUCAAUUGUAGAUUUAAAAUAUUUAGGGUAGAUUCACAGGAAUUAAACACAAUUUUUUUAUCAAAUGAAUCAAUUCAAAGUAUCGAUAUUUUAUCACAUUUAUCCACCUUUAAAAAACUAAUAUUUUUGGAUUUAAGUAAAAAUCAAUUAUUAAAUAAUAUAAAUUUAGAAGCCUAUAAUAUUUGUUCAAAAAAAAUUAUUAUCGAUAAUAGAAAAAUCCUGAUUAAAUCACAACUUUCUGCAUCUUUACCAUUUUAUUACUCUUCCUCAUCCUCUACUACAAAAUUAAACAAUUCAUCACUCUCAUCAUCUUCAUCUUCAAUUUCAGCUUCAUCCUCGCCACAAUCACCAUUAUCAUCAUCUCUAUCAUCGUUUUCAUCUUUAUCAUCUUUAUCAUCUAGUAAUUCCUCUGAAGAAAUCGAAUCUAUUAAUAUUUUAUCGUGUGGGAGUUAUUUAAAAAAUGCAUGUUUAAUUGGAAAAAUAUUAUGUAAUAAAGAAUUAAUUAAUAAUAGAAAACCAAUUGGGACAAGUGGUGGAGGUAUUACUAUUGAUGACAAAUUUUUCUUAUAUUGCUUUAUUGACGAAAAUCAAAUAAAAACAACAGAGUUUGAGAUCAAUGCAAAGGCAAUCAUACUUUUUUUCGAUCCCAGCCUAGAUGAAGAAAAAGAUAUCGAUCAAAUUAAAUCAAGUGUUUCUCUAUUAAAGAAAUAUUAUAAACUUUCAAUGAACGUUUAUGGCUUAAGUAUACCCUAUGUUUUAUUUGGUGCCUCAAAAGAUAACAAAAACAAAGUUAUUCCCAAAUUAAUCCAAAAUUUUUAUAAAAUGAACCCAAAUAUAAAGUUAAUAUAUAAUAUUGGUGUCAACUCAAAAGAAAAAGAAUUGAUAUUAAGAAAAGAACUAUAUGAUUAUCUCGAUCACUAUUUGUAAAUAAAAG
This is a messenger RNA of Dictyostelium purpureum, 5047 nucleotides long. RefSeq lists its product as uncharacterized. The record is from RefSeq and is a predicted model, not a curated record. Bases 1 to 5040 code for a protein of 1679 amino acids. The transcript is spliced from 3 exons. NCBI's taxonomy places the organism in Eukaryota, Evosea, Eumycetozoa, Dictyosteliales, Dictyosteliaceae.